Messenger RNA from Pipra filicauda (Wire-tailed manakin), 773 nucleotides. RefSeq names its product ribosomal oxygenase 2-like. Lineage: Eukaryota; Metazoa; Chordata; Aves; Passeriformes; Pipridae. Gene Ontology annotation, molecular function: histone H3K36 demethylase activity; histone H3K4 demethylase activity. The record is from RefSeq and is a predicted model, not a curated record. Gene Ontology annotation, cellular component: nucleolus.
AUGUUGAGAGGGGAAUAUUCAAUCGUCAUCGUGUACUGGGUGAUGCAAAGUCUGCCAGGUGACUUACUGUUUCCAAGAGGGACCAUCCACCAAGCUGACACUCCUCUUGGGACCUCCCAUUCCACACACGUGACCAUCAGUACCUACCAAAACAACUCUUGGGGAGAUUUCUUACUGGAUGCAAUUCCUGGCCUGGUGUUUGACACAGCAAAAGAUGACGUGGCGCUGCGGACGAGCAUCCCGAGGCAACUGCUGAUGCAGGUGAAUGCAGCUGACUCCACCAAAAAGCUGAGCAGCCUUUUGAGGAGGCUUGCAGACCACCUGGACCACACCAGGGAACUGAGGUCGUCUGACAUGAAGAAGGACUUCAUUGUGCACCGGCUGCCGCCUUGCUUGGGAUGUGACUCCGAUUCCUUGACUCCAGGUGGGAAAUUGCCAAAAAUAGACAGCAAAAUCAGACUGCAGUUCAGAGAUCACACUCUCAUCUCCGUGGAACCAGAUCAAGAGAAUGCUGAUGAAAUUCGCAGGGAGAUGGUUUAUGUGUAUCAUUCCUUAAGGAACAGGAGAGACACCCCCAUGGUGGGGACAGAUGACACUGCCAGUGAGGAUGGCACGGCCCAGGUUUGUUCCUGCAGACACACCAAAAAUUAUCUUUCCAUGGUGGGUUUUGCUGCAUGAGAUGAGCUUGCCCCAAAUGGCAGCAGGGCCUGGGUUCUGCCGUGAUCCUCAGCACCCAGAGCCUUUCUGCCCAGCCCUGCAGUGCCCAGAUGAGC